GCCCAUUUGCACCAACGUUAGCAGUAAGCAUUGCUUAGCUAAGCAAUUCUUAAAAGUAACUACUUCUUAAAUUGUACAGUUGUUGCACCGUCACUGCUUAGACUCUACUUAACCAAGUAAUACUUAGUUGGGGAAUUGUGUAAAAGUUUCAUUUCUAUUGGCAACACUGACGUUUGUUGUUAUUGGAACAUCAAAAAUUUUAGGUUAGUUUGUUGUGUGUACGACAGUCAUUGACACCGCGCGUGUGUAGUUGUGAUAUUGUUGAAUUAAUUUUAUGUGGUGUUGAAUGUGUGUUUAAAAAAUGGAUGUGUUCGACGCGUACGAGGAUGACUUAGAAGUCAUUGAAAUUGUUGAGAUGGGAAUUCCACGGCAGAUGUACACUAGAGCUGAUCAUUUCUAUGGUUUACCAGAGCUUCAAUUUUUCCAAAGAUUUCGACUAACAAAACCAACAGUUUUACAUUUAUUAACGUUAAUUGAAGAACGCUUGGAAUUUCCUACAGACAGAAAUCAGGCGGUGUCACCUAUAAAUCAGCUGCUUACUACAUUACGAUUCUUUGCAAGCGGGGGCCAUUUGAGUACAGUAGCGGACUAUAUGGGAAUGCACAUCUCAACUGUGUCGAGAAUAAUUAGACGCGUAUCGGACGCUAUAGCAAGACUUUACCAGCGUUUUAUUAAGAUGCCCCAAACUCUCAUGGAGCAAAGGCUUAUUCAAAAUGGUUUUUUUGACAUCGCGAGAUUCCCUAGAGUGAUUGGGGCCAUUGAUUGCACUCAUAUCAAAAUUGAAUCACCAGGUGGAGAAAAUGCUGAAGUUUUUCGCAAUCGGAAAGAUUAUUUUUCAAUUAACGUUCAAGCCAUGUGUAAUGCGAAUAUGGAGUUUACAAACGUAGUUGCUCGGUGGCCUGGUUCUACUCAUGAUAUGACCAUUUUCAAUAACUCGAUUUUACGAGCAAAUUUUGAGAAUGGAGAUUAUCCAAAUUGUAUAAUAUUGGGUGAUGGUGGCUAUGGUGUAAGACACUAUUUUUUUACACCAUUAUUAAAUCCACACACUCAAGAAGAGCAGUUGUAUAAUGAAGCUCAUAUUCGUACAAGAAAUGUCAUCGAAAGAACUUUUGGUGUCUGCAAACGAAGAUUUCCUGUGCUAGCAUGUGGAUGUCGAUUAAAAAAACAAACUGUUUUGAGUAUUGUAAUUGCGUGUGCAGUCCUGCAUAAUAUAGCUCGACAAAUGGGUGAAGAUGAACCUCCUCUCCCAGCUGACAUUAACCAGCAUGAACUGCAGCGACUUAUUGAAGAUGGUCAAAUAUCAGAGGUCAAUGUUAUUGUUGUAUUAAUAUUUUAUUUUAUAUUUUAUUGUUUUUCCGUAUUAUCCUGUUUCAGUUUUCUCAGCUGCUCCUUUUUUAUUUCAAUAUCUAAUUCUAAAAUUUGCUUUCGAAGCAAAAAUUCAACUUGCUUUCUUUCUUCGUCAUGUUUUUGUCCUUCGAGUUGUGUCUCAACUAACUCCAUUUUCUUUGUAGCUAGUUCGUCGUAAGCUUUCGACAAAUGGCUGGAAUGUAGUGCUGUUAUUGUUGGCCUCCUCCUAUUAAUGACUGAUUAAUGUUAAGACAAAGGUCUUUUCAUCUGCCGUAAA
Molecule: messenger RNA, 1624 nt
Organism: Zophobas morio
Lineage: Eukaryota; Metazoa; Arthropoda; Insecta; Coleoptera; Tenebrionidae
Product: putative nuclease HARBI1
Exons: 4
Coding region: 302-1525 (407 amino acids)
Source: RefSeq, a predicted model, not a curated record